AUGCCCCCCCAGACAACCCUCCCCCACCAACUCCCAACACUCCCCUCCAACCCAAACGCCCUCACCACCGCCACAGCCACCGCCCCCAACACACUCACACCCCCCAACACCUUGACCACCACCGUGCCCCUCCUCCUUACCUCGUCUCCAAACCCGCACAACCCCAACGGAUCCCGCGAGUCCAAGCCCGUCGCAGCAACAGCAGCAGCCAUCCGAUACCGAGGCGCAGCCUUGGCCCCUACACCACCACCACCACCACCAACACCAUCAGCUAGUUUCUCAUCAUCCGCAUGCCGCACAACCGCCCAAUCAGCCCUGGGCGGCCCGCCAGUCGGCGCCCCAAUAGUACCACGCUCGACCUCCUCGCCCACACGCUCGAGCAGCCAUUUGGCGCGGUCUUGGCGCUGCAAGUCGUCGAAGCGGUCGCGUUCGUUGCGCAGACUGCGUUGCAGGUCCGUGGCCCAUUUGGCGAUGCGGACUUCGGACAGAGGGAGCUCGGUCUGGGCAGCCUGGUUGUAG
Molecule: messenger RNA, 519 nt
Organism: Plenodomus lingam JN3
Lineage: Eukaryota; Fungi; Ascomycota; Dothideomycetes; Pleosporales; Leptosphaeriaceae
Source: RefSeq, a predicted model, not a curated record